Messenger RNA from Malaclemys terrapin pileata, 2795 nucleotides. Its product is annotated as major facilitator superfamily domain-containing protein 1-like. Gene Ontology annotation, molecular function: transmembrane transporter activity. The record is from RefSeq and is a predicted model, not a curated record. Bases 242 to 1678 code for a protein of 478 amino acids. The transcript is spliced from 13 exons. Gene Ontology annotation, biological process: transmembrane transport. Lineage: Eukaryota; Metazoa; Chordata; Testudines; Emydidae.
GCAGGUACAAGUACCUCCUGCGGCAAGAUUCGGCUCCGGCCUCGGUGUGGAGGGUGAGGGGGCGGCAUUUGAGGCGGAGCCCGCCGGGGUGCUUCACAUCUCACUUCCCACGCGCCGUGCUUGGGGGCGGAGCCUCGGGAAGAGGCGGGGCGGGGCGGAAUCUCAGAGGGGCAGUCUCGGCCCGAAAGAGGCAGUGGCAAGUGGGGAGGAACGGGACCGCAGAGCGAGCGGAGCCGGAGCCAUGGUGGCAGCGGCGGAGAGGGUUUAUUACAGGUUCCUAGUGCUUUUCUUCAACUGCCUCUUGACUUUUGGCUCUUACUUCUGCUUUGAUAUUCCCGGUGUCCUGCAGGAGCAGUUUCAAGGGAACCUAACCUGCCCCAAUGGAACCCAGCAUAAUGACACUGGACAUAAUGGCACAUUGGCCUGUGUGGAAGGUCUGGGGAUGACGCCUGCACAGUACAACCUGCUGUAUGCAAUCUAUGCUUGGACGAAUGCGCUGGUGGUGAUUCUGGCUGGAUUCCUGAUUGAUAAACUGGGAAAUCACUUUGGUGUCUUUCUUUUCUCUUUCCUUACUGUCUUGGGAUCGUCCAUCUUCGCUCUGGGCUCUCACUUCAAGGGAACUCCGUACCUUCUGCCGCUGAUGCUGACAGGACGGUUGCUGUUUGGAUCUGGGAAUGGGUCACUUACCAUUGUGCAGAAUCGCAUCACUGCCUUCUGGUUCAAGGGGAAGGAACUGGCCUUGGCAUUUGGACUGACCCUCUCCUUCUCCCGGCUUGGGAGUGUCCUCAACUUCUUCUUCACCCAGCGGUUUGAGACCCACUUUGGUAUCCAGUGGACGCUCUGGGGAGGUACCCUGCUCUGUAUGUUGGGUUUUAUUUCAGCCAUCACAGUCAGCGUGCUGGACAAAGUGGGCAUGAAGCAGCUUGGCUUGGAUGGGGUUAUCCAGCAAGAGUCCAAGAAAGUGCGAGUUCAGGAUGUCCGGCGACUGCCACUUUGCUACUGGCUCCUAGUCCUAACCAUCAUGUUCUUCUACAACGGGGUCUUCCCUUUUGUGGCAGAUGCCAGCAAGUUUAUCCAGGAUAAGUACUCUGGCUACAGUCAGCAGGCAGCCGCUUACAUUGCUGGGGCGGUAUACGACAGCUCCCUUGUUCUCUCUGCAGCAGUUGGCAUAUUAAUCGACUAUGUAGGAUUGAGAGGUGUGUUUGCAGUUGGUUGUGCUGUGCUGACUCUGCCUGUCUUUGCUCUCCUGGCAUUUACAUUUGUUCCUCCGCUUGUCUCUACCAUCUGGCUGGGGAUCACUUACUCCUUUGCUGCUGCGAGUCUGUGGCCAUCCAUACCCCUUGUGGUUCCCCAGGCAACGUUAGGUACAGCUAUGGGGCUGGCAACCUCUGUGCAGAUGAUUGGAAUUGGCCUCUCCAAUCUGAUCGUUGGACACAUUCUGGGAACCAAGUCCAGUGAACUAAAGAUCCCAGUAUGGCGCUGGCAACAGAUGAUGAUCUUCAUGCUGGCAAACACCAUUGCAUGCAUUACUGCCUCUGUUAGCCUCAACGUGGUGGACAAGCAGCAGGGUGGGACACUGAACAGAGCAACAAAGCGAUCAUCUGCAGAACAGGUCAGACAGCCUGUAGACACAGCACCGCUCCUGGAUGAAGUGGGAAACGAAGGGUUCAUCAACUAAGAAGCAUCAGGAUGCCCUAUUUUGGAUCCUACAGUGACAGAGUACAACUACAACUAGUUGUUGGCACAGUAUUGUCCCUCUUUAUUUCCAAUUGUAUGCUUUUAAGGAAUACAUUGUAAUAUUUUUAGUUUUUUUUUUUUAACGAGGGUAACCUUAUUCAGUCAUCCAUGAAAACAAGCUGGUGUAUGAAGGGAAUUAUGCAUAUGAAGGGAAAGUUGUUUUGUUCCUUGUGUCUGGAACAAAUCAGCCAUAUGGUACAUUAAGCCAAUGAUGAAGCUUAUGUGGUGCACUUUUUGAAAUGGACUACACUACAAUGUUUAGAGUCUAAACUCAAUCCACCUGAAGUUUGUUCUAAGCAACUAUAUACCAUCUUAUAAUUCACCUUAAUUCAUCAUUAUAAAUGUGUCAAUGUAAGGUAUUUCAUUAAAAUAUCACUGCACCUUCACAGAAAGCUCCUCAUGCAGUGGUGUGAAUGGGUUGAGUAGCCUUCCAUUUCAAUAAUUGCUGUUGAUUGUCAAUGUCCUUUCACAAAUUCAUUGUGUGUAAAUAAGAUUGCCACUUUGUCCUGCAGAGGCUGUUGGGAUUGUUUUACUUAUUUUAAAUUGGCAAGACCAAUUAUUUGAAAACUAGCCAAACUUUUUGCUUAACACUCCCACAAGCUGCAUUAUUCAGAUACAGCAAUGUUACCUUCAAAUUGUAUGAAACUGUUGAUCAAAAAUAGUAAAUAAACCCCCUUAAAACCUGAUCUUAUACUAGCGAUUGUCAAUGCAUAUUGAUCAUUGACUUGUACAGAUAUGUAAAACAAUCAUCUUUACUAUGCAACCUCUUGAAUGGUACUCUUUUAUAAGCAUUGAGGAUGAUGCAUCAAGUGUAUGUUAACUCUUCUUUUUGCGGAUACAGACUAACACGGCUGUUACUCUGAAACUUGUUAACUUAAUUGUUAAACAGAGCUGAGAGCAACCACUUGAAAGAUGAUUUGCUAAAAAAAAAUGACAGAUAUGGAAUUUGCUGCUUGUACAUGGUUAAACAAUUGCAGAGUAAAAUUACUAACUUCUGUAUUCAUGUGAGAACAGAAGGUGUACUGAUGAGUCCAAUAAAGUAACCUUUUCUAAAGUAA